Messenger RNA from Fusarium subglutinans, 927 nucleotides. RefSeq names its product isoflavone reductase like P3. The transcript has 3 exons. Bases 1 to 927 code for a protein of 308 amino acids. The record is from RefSeq and is a predicted model, not a curated record. Gene Ontology annotation, molecular function: oxidoreductase activity. NCBI's taxonomy places the organism in Eukaryota, Fungi, Ascomycota, Sordariomycetes, Hypocreales, Nectriaceae.
AUGUCUCCCCCGCUACGCAAAGUAGCCAUACUCGGCGCCUCGGGCCGCCUUGGUGCCUUUAUCUUCAGAGCAUUGCACCAAAGCAACAAGUUCGAUAUCACCGUCAUCAGUAGAUUCAGCUCCAAGCCAGCCGAGUAUCCUGCCCCGACCAAGGUCGUUCAUGUUCACGAUGAGUACCCACCACGCGAGAUGGUAGAGGCCUUUUGUGGCCAUGAUGCUGUGGUGCUGGCUUCGGGUUUAGUAGCCGAGGGUUACCUUAUCGAGCUCGCUCGUGCUUCUGUUGAGGCCGGUGUCAAGAGAUUGAUCGCUUCGGGUUACGGCGCUGACAGCGCCAAUGAAGAAGCCGUAAAGGUCUUUCCCGUUGCAGCUGCAAAAGCGCGCAUGAUUGAGCAUCUCAAGGGUCUCGAGCAGCCUGGUUGGUCUUGGACUGAGAUUGCUUGCGGACCUUUGCUAGAUAUGGCCGUCCAAGUCGGGUUCUUCGGUAUUAACCCUGAAGCUAAAACAGCUGAGGUCCUGGAUGAUGGAAAUGCCAAGUUUACCGCUACUACCCGUGAUGGUGUCGGCCAAGCUGUCGUUGGCAUUCUCAGUCACCCAGAAGAAACAGCGAAUCGCAUUGUCUAUAUCUCGUCGACAGAGCUGUGUGUGAAUGACGUCCUAGAGGCCGAGCAAAGGCUCGUCGGUAGGGAAGGAUGGAAGAUCAAGCAUGUCAAGACGGAUGAAGAGAUCAUCAAGGCAAACAAGGUCGUGGCUACAGCCACCGAAAUGAUGCCCAGAAUGAUAGCUACUAGAAGAUUGGCACUGGCAGUCACUGUUCAAGAAAGAUGCGGGGCGAAUUUUGAGAAACGGGGUAUCCUCGACAAUGAGUUGUUGGGAGUACCGCAGGAGAUCAUCCAAGAGGUUGUCGCGCGAGUUAGGAUCGGGCGCUAA